GAGUGUUAGUGAACUUAAACAAUCCUGAGUUAUUCCUACUGCGAUUAACGUGUAAAGGAAAAAGUUUUGGUUUUAAAUGAUAAUCCUUGCAGAUAAUUUAAAGGAUAAAAUAUGGAGUGGGUUCUUAGGAGUCCACAGAUUCAUAGCAUAUUCAGCAAUCUUGGCUUUAUGCACACAGAUGGAUAUCACGUAAAUGACAACUGUAAUGCUGCCCUCGAAACUAUUUUACACAAUAUUAUAACUGAAGACAAGUAUCUACGAACAUACCGCAGGAGCAUCAGUUUCGGGCAAAACAUAAAAAAAGACUUAAUACCUCUUUUGAUACACGCAAAGGAAGAUAAAACUAUAGAAUUACUAGUGAGAAUACUAGUCAAUUUGUCUAUACCCAUAGAGUGCUUGCUAUCGGUUGAAGUAACAUCGCAAUCAGAUUUUGGUUUGCAUAUAGUAUUUGAAAUAAACCAGUUACUCACAGCCACUAAAGCGGCCUUUACUGGUCCACGGGCAACAAAAGUCGUUGUAGACUUUUUAAAGAAAAAUGUGGACCCUGGUCAACCAGAAGUGUCACCUGAACAAUGUACAAACAUAAGUAACAGUCUUUUGUUAUUGAGAAACAUACUGCAUAUACCAGAGGACGUUAAAAGUCCUAUUUCAGGCAACAAUGGAUCUGGUCAUGCCGUGCAAAAUCAGAUUCUCUGGAACAUGUUUAGCCAAAGUGUCGAGAAAGUACUGAUUAAGCUAAUGAUUAUACCGGAAGCGACUAAUUGGGGAGUUACAAUGGUACAACUUAUAGCACUGAUGUAUAAAGAUCAGCAUGUGGUUACGUUGCACAAACUUCUCAAUAUGUGGCUGGAGUCGUGUAAUUCUGAGAGUUCAGAAGACAAUGAAAGUAACACUUCUCCACCGGAUAGAGGUAGUGAAGAUUCGUCACCUAUGCUGACAUCAGAUCCGACGUCAGAUUCGUCAGAUACGGGUGGUAGCGGAAAAAGUAACGAUGAACCAAAUUCGGAGACCAAUGGGUGGGGAACUUCCGAAAACAUUACAAUGAAAGAUGAGAAUCAACAGUUUCUACCUCUGUUACCUGAUGAGAGUGACAUUCACAUGAGAGAUCAAGACGCUUCGACUGGCGAUGAAAAUAUGAAGUCUGAUAAUGAAGAAAAACUGAUGUCAGAAGAUUUACCAACCGAGACAAGUAAUAGUCAACAGCCAGCAAAGGCUGAGAAGAAGGGGAAGGGAAUAAUAUCUGAAAAUUCUGAUUGCGGAUAUGGAACGCAAAUCGAAAAUCAAGAGUCAAUUUCUACUUCAAGCAACGAUGACGAGAUACCUUUCAAAAAACCAGUUCAUCAAAAACCACACAAUCCUAAACAAAGAGUGAACACCAAGGCACGGACUGGUAUUACAUUACAAGAGAGAAAGCGUAAGAAGAUAACUAAGAGGGGUAAAGCGAAUAUUGAAAAUCUAAUUCGUUAUUUCAGCAUAAACGUACAAGGUCUCACUCAUCAAACUCCAACAGAUGAUGACAUAUCCUAUGUGCUUAAAGAAUUUACUGUUGACUUUUUACUCAAAGGUUACAAUUCUUUAGUACAAACACUACAUAGUCAAAUCCUCACAAACGUAUUAUUGGAAAUCGACACGUCACAUUUUUUCUGGUUAGUGACUUAUUUUCUGAAGUUUGCUACCCAAAUCGAAUUGGAUUUAAAACAAAUUUCCGGUGUAAUAUCUUUUGAUAUAGUAUCAUAUUUGACCGCUGAGGGUGUCAAUUUAUGUGAACAAUUUGAAUUGGCUGUUAAGCUAGACAGAAAUAACUUGAAGCCAAGUAGCCGGCGUCUUCAUCUGGUUGUUACAGCCAUCAGAGAGUUUGUACAAGCCAUUGAAGUGUACAAAAAAUGUCCGCAUAUUUGUACCGUUGAUAAAGACGCCCUUAUAACAUUACAAAACAAAAUGUGUGAAACCGAUGAAUUGAGGUCACUUUUAGUGCUGCUGCUACGUCACUAUAAUCCGAAAUACCAUUCCAAGCAGUAUUUACAGGACCUCGUUGUUACAAACCACAUACUGCUGACAUUUUUGGAUAGUGCCAUGAGGAACCCGAACUACACCGGUUCUACCGACAUUGCAGAACACAUUAGACAGUUCGCGACCCCUGAAAUAAUGUACCAAUACGGGCUAUUGCUAGAAGAGUACGCGGUGAACGGGGAGUUCGUCAACGACUGCGUGUUCACGAUCAUGCACCACGUGGGAGGGGAGCUGGACAGUUUGAUCAGUUUAUAUCAACCUAAGAUAUUGAAGACGUUCACUUCUAUUUGGAGGUCUGAAUUUGAAAUUUGCGACGAUUGGUCUGAUUUAAUAGAAUAUGUGAUAAACACGUUUAUAAAGAAGCCGCACGCGCUGUUAACUACUGACAACUUUAGAAUGGAUACACAGAUAUUUGACGAUAAGAAAGUCGUAACCGAACAGCAAGCAGUAGUUGCGUCUGCAAAGAAAGAUCCCCAGCCUGCGGCCGAAGGGGGGGAGAACAACUCUGUGCACAGUAGUGCAAGUCACUCAUCUAAAGAAAGGUGGACUGAAGAUGAACUUUCAUCUUUAAAUUGGAAUUAUUUGCAAUGCAACACUCAUCCGGAUGUCAUCGGCGAAAUCAUAAGAUGCUUUAAAGAAAACAGCACAGUUAAGUCUAGAGAUUCUGUGAUCAGAGAAUUAUACAAGCAAAAUAUAAUAAACAAAGAGGAAUAUGAAAAACUGUCUAAGUCUGAAGUUAACACCGAAAAGGGCGCUAAGAUGAACAAAGAAAUGAGGGAUGUUGAGAUCGGAAAGUUAUGUGAGCAACUAAGAAAAGACGGAAAAACUAAAUGUUUAGACUGGGUUCAACAAGUUUUACUUGAAACUUGUUACGCAAAAUUGCAAAUCGAGAAGAGCGAAUGCGGCACGACCGCGGAUCCGGGUAUCCAUCAGUUCAAGUUGUUUAAUCAAGGAUGUCUAAUCAAUUCGCCAGUGAUGUCUCCUGUGUCCUAUCACGCUCUACUUCUUAAUCAAUCUGUGCCCCUGGUACCGUGGAAUUGUGAACAAGCUGCCAUGUGCAAGGAUUUAAAGUUUUUGCAACUGCUACAUAAAUUGGGAUUCCAAAUGCCGGUUGACACCGGCAAAGUAUUCAUAAGGAUACCGCAUGUCUGGUCAGCUGAUGUCUUGUACGAAGUGGCUGGCAGAGUCGCUGUUAUUGACACAACAAAACUAAAAUUCUCCAUCAACGAAGUAACUAGUAGCGGGUGUAAGAACGCCACUCAGCAGUGCAACCCGCCGAUGUCGCCGGGUCUCCCCGAGGAAGGCACGUCGAUGAUCGCCGCGCCAGACAACUUCUAUCAGAUACAGAAACGGAAACACCUCGCUGCUAUUAUGAAUUUUACGCCUAGGCCAGGUUCGUCGUUCAACACGGAUGUUCAAACCGAAAACAAGCCUUGUUGGCUGGAGCUAGUGCAACAGUCUCAAGACCUUCAAUUGACUUGUACCGUGGAAAGUGUCCUGGAAGACGUGGAGGCGCUAACAAAGUCGAAGGCACCUUCGACUUCGGCGGUGCAGCAAGCGGCGGCCGCGCCCGCCCUGCCCGAGAUCAGGCCUCCCGAGGACUUCAUCGCUCAGCUCGAGAGCAACUCCGAGGAGUUGGAGGAUAACAACAGCGUCAGCGAAACUGCGUCGGUCGCAUCAGACCUAACCCGCAUGUACGUUUCGGACGAAGAGGAGAAAUUGGAGGUAGCGCUACGGCCGAGCGGCACAGCGGACGCGAGCGGCGACGGCGAGCCCGGCCGCGCCGAGCGCUCCGCCGCCGAGCGACCCGGGGUCUACGCUCCCACUUUCUGAAGACAACUUAACGCAAUUCUCACAUUCUAUUCUUACGUCGAUGGCUAGCGGUUAGAAUAAG
Molecule: messenger RNA, 3904 nt
Organism: Cydia amplana
Lineage: Eukaryota; Metazoa; Arthropoda; Insecta; Lepidoptera; Tortricidae
Gene: tim
Product: protein timeless-like
Exons: 17
Coding region: 112-3843 (1243 amino acids)
Biological process (GO): DNA repair; replication fork arrest; entrainment of circadian clock
Cellular component (GO): replication fork protection complex
Molecular function (GO): DNA binding
Source: RefSeq, a predicted model, not a curated record